Cladocopium goreaui is the source of this 3762-nucleotide messenger RNA. NCBI's taxonomy places the organism in Eukaryota, Dinophyceae, Suessiales, Symbiodiniaceae. The record is from the annotation of a GenBank genome assembly.
AUGGAGGAGGAGUUACAACGGCUUAGCACCAAGGUGCAAGAAGCCUUGGAAGAGGUGCAACAUGUGCGCGAUCGGGUGAAGAAGAUGUGCCAUGAACUCGGGCAGGUGGACAUCUCCGAGAAAGCGCAGACCUCGCAGGCUGAUGAGGCCUACACCACCAAGUUGAAGACGCUUCUGUCGAGCGUCUCCCAAGAGGCUCCCACUGUGCCCAUAACUACACCUCGAGAAGCCGAUCGAAAGGACAUCGGCAGGAAAUUGAUAUCGGAGCGCGAUGAAGUUUUGAGCCUGGAAAAGGAGCUUGCAGCCCUGCAGCUGUCUUUGAAAGAAGCUGAUCCUCCAGGCCAUUUCAAGGAAUCAUCUCCAGAAGAUCAGUCCGCGUUGCCCCGCGCCCUGUCCACCGGUCCGGAAGGACCGGUCGGAGCGGUGGCAGAGCGAGCGCCUGAAGGCCAAGAUGGUCAAAGCGGCGAGUUGGAGAAGAAAGAUGCCAGCGCGGACAUCGCACCCAAAGCAAAAGCCAUGGCGGCCUGCCCGGGCCGCACCUCGCGCAGCUCGUUGCCCAAGCCGCCACCGCCCAAAGCGAAGCCGGCGCCGAAGGCCAAGGUUCGAGCACAGGCACCAGACGAAGAGACGGAGCGUGAGGAUGGCACCUCAAGUCGGCUGGUGAACCUCCACUGGCGUGCCUCCCAAGCUCCUCCCGAGGAGACCGAAAUCUUUGUUGGCAAAGACGGGUACUUGCAGUGCAUGUCCACCAUGAUGGAGAGGUGGGGGAUGGAUCGUGCUGAGCGAAUGAGGCAAAGCAUUCAGAGUUUCGAGGGCCGCGCCGGUGCAGUGGAGGCUGAACGUCAUGACGCCGAGCGUGAGGCCGAGCGUGACCCCAAGCAGACGCCGUCCAGACGACGGAGGAAAACAGUCUUCAAUGCUGCUGAUGUGGUGCCCAUUCCGGAGCUUCCUCAGAAUCAACUUGAAGAUCUCUUUGCUGCGCGCGCCGCGACGUUCGACAUCGGUGCGCGCUCAGCCAGCACCAGCGAUGUGAGUUCGUUGAUCGUUGAUAGCACGCAUCAGCGGAUCCUGGACUUGAUGGUCCGUAGUGAGGCCAUGCAACGACAGCGGGAAAGUGGCAACAUCCGCAACGCACCGUGGCGAGUGCAGGAUGCGGUGGAACACGCGGUGACUGAGCUACUGGCCACACUGCAGAGUUGCGACUUUUCCCGUCUCACACGCUCGGUGCUCAACGAUCUGCGAAAGGUGGUGGUGCACCACUUGGAAGGUGGUCACAACAUCCUCUCCUUCGUCGAAAGCCGUGGGGUCGAGGCUCUCUCCAGGUUGGAACAUCCGCAUUUGCACCAGCUGCUCUACGGUGUCCUUCGGAUCCCAGGGAUUUCCACCAGGCUGGAGUGCAUGGAUUUGGUCGCCAAAUUUCCCGCUGAACUGGAGAGCUGCCGCGAAGACUUGCAGAUCCUGCGCCGUGCUCUGCUACAAAUCCGCGAUCGGCAGGCGGCCUUCCGGUCCUUUUGGAGCAUGGCCAUGCACCUGGGGAACACAUUGAAUGGCUCGGCGGCCGGAGGCUUUCGACUCAGCAGUCUCUCCAAACUGCUGGACUUGAAAUCACCUGAUCGGAAAGAGAUGACCUUCUUCCACUUCGUCCUGCUACAGCUGCCCCCCGCUACCGUGGAGGCCCUGACAGAUCUGGAGCUGUUGAAUGCUCUGAAGACGGCCAGCAGCAAGCGAACCCACACGGUUCAUCAGGAUGUGCUGGUCCACCUGGAUGGCUUCCGACGGCUGGAAGGCUUGGUGGCCACCGGCAGCUUCAAGGGCGAAAGCAUCCCAGCGAUGGAUGGCGAUCCUUUCCACCGGGCCAUGGCGGAUUUUGUCAGGGAGUCCCAGGGCGCAUGUGCCGAGCUGUGGGCUUCCAGCAUGCAGGUCUUCCAAAGCUAUCGCGACAUGGGGAUCUUCUUCCAAGACCUGUCCUAUGUCUACCCUCCUCCCGGAGGGGCGGAGGAGGAUCGGCGGAAGGACCUCUUCGGAGUGCUGGGCAACUUCGUUGCGGAGUGCGCCAAGGCGCAGCAAGAGAUCGAUGGAUCGAAGGAUGGAGCUAUGGGUUUGGGUGUCCAAGUGCUGGACGUGGGAAGUUCUUCUAGACUUUGUGCAGGUCCAGGCGCCGCGCGUGUACGCGGAGAAUUCGAGACUUCGUCAGUGCCGCUGGACUGCACCAAGGACGAAGCGCCCGAAUUUAGUUGGGCCUUUAGGGAAGUCCGAAAUCGGUUGGUCAAUUUUGACGGCAAAAUUCAAGAAAUUGAAGCCAGGCCAUACUGGUACCAGCAGACCUUCCGGAUCUCGUCUUCCGCAGGGAACGCCUUCACGCGGCAUUUGCUUCGAUGGGAUUUGGUGAAUCGCUUGGCUGAGAAACCGGACCGCCUCAGCGUCUCUGAACUGCUGCUGCUGGCCCGACAGUUCUUCGCUCUACACGCCCUGCUAGGCUUGCUGGGUUUGUUGGUGGAGGCACUGGCGCAAACAGUGACGCUUGCGGGCCUUUGGAAUGUGGCUUUCCCACUGACCGGCAUGCACUUUGCCAGGGAGAAUGGAGGUGGUAAUCGCGCUGUGCGAUGGUGGAUUGCAUACUGGCUUCUGGAGACCUUGUUUAACUUCUUCCAGAGUAUCAGCCGUGGUGAUACGAAUUUGCGAGCACUAGCGGUCUAUGGUGUGCAAUGGUUGGCUUUAGCACGUCUGUGGUGCUGGCUGCACGUGCAGCAAACCUCUUCAGUCCAAUUCUACUUGAACAUUGUGAUUGAGAGCGGCAAGGAGACUUGGCUGAGCCGCGCCACGGCCAGCACCAUUCGCAGCACCCGAAGCACAUCGGUGGAUUUGCUGGCGGACAAGACUUUCGCAGAUGACAAGUAUGCCUCACGCCUGGCGGACAGCGUGGAGAAGAUGAUCUGCGAAAAGCUGCGGGAUGAGGCCGCCAUCUUGGCGAAGGCCAAGAAGCAUUUUCAGCGAGGGAAUUUGAUCGUUGUUUUGGUCUCCAUUGAGCGAAUUGAUAUGAGGAAGAUGCUGGAGCUAAAGGGUGAACAGCACCGACUCAGAAGGGUCGACGUCAUCAUGCGCUUUUUACGCUUCGUGCCACUGCCACUGAAGCCCGAUUUCGAAGAAGUGCUUUUGUCACAGCUGUGUCGCAACAUGAUUGGCAACGUGCCCUCGCAGUUGACCCGGCAGAUGUGCGAAAUCGGUGGCGUGAACGUGGAAGUUGAAGCCAAGAGCAAGGAGCAGCAGGCAGACUAUUUGUUGGAAGCCAUGCGGCAGUUGGAUGAAGAAGACAUCCAAGACGCCAAGAACCGUCGAAGCUAUGCCUUUGGCGGCGACGAGGUUUGGCCCUUCUUCUGUGGCUAUGGCCAUGCCAAGGCAAGUGACUUGCAGCAUCGCUCCCCACGUCCCCGACUGAAAGCAGUCAUUCAGAUUCGUCACAGAGAGACCAGAAGCGCCUUGGAGCCAAGCCAUACUGCUCAGUGGAUCGUGCUAAAGGAGGAGCUCCGCCGGCGCCGCAAUAGCGGCUCCCUGGGCAGCACCCACAGUGCCCGCAGCACGCCGCGGUCCUCGGGGAGUGGACCUUCAUAUGUGGACUACGCAGGUGGCAGCAUGAGCGGGCCUAGUCAGGUUACAGAGGCCAUGCUGGCGACGUUUAUGGCUGUCCCAAGGAAGUCCAGGACUCCUCCAUUAUCACCCGUGAAAGAGCGUGGAGAGACUCCAUAUCGUAUUGCGUGCCAAUGA